GCAAGAAGGGAAACAAUGGAGUGCAAACAAACACUGACAGACAAAGAGUAACACAGAAAGAGAGAACCAAACCAAGAAAAGGUCUUGGUUGGUUCACCCCUUGGCCUUGUUUGUUAUUGUUGCUGGAAAGUUGCUUAGAAGAAGAAGAAAAAACAGAUUUUGAUCGUAUGCGAUGAGCUCACAGGGGCAAGGGAUGGAUGAGGCGGUUCUGGAUGACAUAAUCCGCCGCUUAACAGAGGUCCGAUUGGCCCGACCUGGAAAGCAGGUUCAGCUCUCCGAGUCAGAGAUCAAGCAACUCUGCGUCGCUUCUCGAGACAUCUUCAUUAACCAGCCCAAUUUGCUUGAACUCGAAGCCCCUAUCAAGAUUUGCGGUGAUAUUCAUGGGCAGUACAGUGAUUUGUUAAGGCUAUUUGAGUAUGGGGGUUUGCCUCCUAAAGCAAAUUAUCUCUUUUUGGGGGACUAUGUGGACCGUGGGAAGCAGAGCUUAGAAACCAUAUGUCUUUUGCUUGCAUAUAAAAUCAAAUAUCCAGAAAAUUUUUUCCUAUUGAGGGGGAAUCAUGAGUGUGCUUCCAUUAAUAGGAUUUAUGGGUUUUAUGAUGAAUGUAAGAGAAGGUUUAAUGUGAGGCUUUGGAAAGCCUUCACCGAGUGUUUUAACUGCCUUCCUGUGGCUGCCCUUAUAGAUGAUAAAAUAUUGUGCAUGCAUGGUGGUCUUUCCCCUGAACUCACAAACUUGGAUGAAAUCAGGAAUAUAAUCCGUCCUACUGCAAUUCCCGACACUGGCUUGCUUUGUGAUUUGCUUUGGUCUGAUCCUGGUAGGGAUGUGAAGGGUUGGGGAAUGAAUGACAGAGGAGUGUCCUACACCUUUGGCCCUGAUAAGGUGGCUGAAUUUUUGACGAAACAUGACUUGGAUCUCAUUUGUCGUGCUCAUCAGGUUGUAGAGGAUGGGUAUGAAUUCUUCGCUGACAGGCAACUUGUUACAAUAUUUUCAGCUCCAAACUAUUGUGGUGAAUUUGACAAUGCUGGUGCAAUGAUGAGUGUGGAUGAUAACUUGAUGUGCUCUUUUCAGAUUCUCAAGCCUGCAGAGAAAAAAACAAAGUUUGUGAUGUCAAACAAGAUAUGAUGGUUUGCACAUUAAUGUCACACUGUCACAUAAUUAACCAAGGUGCAGAUGUAUUCACGGGGUUAUAUUUAAAUGCUGAAGAUUCCAUGGUCUUAUGUUCUAUCUAUUCUGAGGUGAUGGUGAUGGACGAGCAAAUUUACUGCUAGAACAUCCAGUCAUGCAUUGAGCGUGAAGUACUAUAAGAGAUAUUUGGCGCUGCCGGGUGGCCACAAAAGCAAAGGCUUUUAUCUUCAUUUUCUUUUUGUUGUUUCAUAAUUAUUCUACGACACAGUAUGUACAUAUAUGUGUUGGAUAUUGUGGAAAUGACCUUUGCUCAGAAAGGUUCUCUUAGACUAUAAAUUUACUCUGAUAGAGCAGUAUGUGUUGGUGAUUCUGGCCAAUUUUAUUCAGUUAGUAAAGGUGAAAUUGCUUGGAUU
This is a messenger RNA of Vigna radiata var. radiata (mung bean), 1536 nucleotides long. RefSeq names its product serine/threonine-protein phosphatase PP1 isozyme 4. Gene Ontology annotation, molecular function: protein serine/threonine phosphatase activity. The record is from RefSeq and is a predicted model, not a curated record. The transcript has 4 exons. NCBI's taxonomy places the organism in Eukaryota, Viridiplantae, Streptophyta, Magnoliopsida, Fabales, Fabaceae. Gene Ontology annotation, cellular component: nucleus; cytoplasm. The coding region runs from base 173 to 1120 and encodes 315 amino acids.